Messenger RNA from Diprion similis, 1212 nucleotides. It is a transcript of the gene bug, whose product is annotated as thioredoxin domain-containing protein 15. The coding region runs from base 254 to 1090 and encodes 278 amino acids. Gene Ontology annotation, cellular component: cilium. Gene Ontology annotation, biological process: cilium assembly. NCBI's taxonomy places the organism in Eukaryota, Metazoa, Arthropoda, Insecta, Hymenoptera, Diprionidae. The transcript is spliced from 4 exons. The record is from RefSeq and is a predicted model, not a curated record.
CGCUGGUUAAGCCAACUGUGGUAUUCUGCACUUCGCGUAUCUCUGCAUAACAUGUCAAAUAUGUGCGAUAACUAUAUAAUAGAAAUCAAUAUUUAACAUGUUGCAAUGACAUGAAUAAUUCGAUUCAUUAAUGUUAUUGAAAAUGAAAAGUGAUAUCUUUUGACCUCGGAAGCCUACUCAAGUUUCACCUACUUGUGAAUUCCUUCUACGUAAAAGUGACAAACACUUUAUAGGUUAUAAGCAACAAAUAAUUAUGUACGAUAAGAUGUUUAAAUUAUUCUUCACCUUGGUUUUAUUAGCUGCGGCAAGUGCACAAGAAGUGUCUACUGAAUCCGGAGCUCCAACGAUCGGGAACGAGUUGGUGAAUGAAACCAUUGAAACAGAACAUCCUGUGGCGCAAACCGAAGAAGCCGAUAAUCAGGCAAAGUCGAACGUGACAGUUGAAACUGUUUCCCACAAUGCUACUAAGGCCAAUUGCUUAUCAAAUAAGGAACAUGGAGCAGUCGAGAUGGUUAAUGCUAGCAGGCUCAUGGAAUUACUGAUUCUCGAACCUGGACCAGGAAACAAGACUAGAACAGCCAAGGAAGGAAAACAGCUGCCUGGUGCCUGCAUACUUGUAUUUUUUUACGCUCGUUGGUGCGUUUUCAGUAGUCAAGCUGCUCCUCACUUCAAUGCUAUGCCUAGAAUAUUUCCACACAUCAAAAUGGUUGCCGUUGAUGCAAUUAAAUACCAGAGCUUUAACACGCAGUAUGGAAUAGUCGGUGUUCCAACAUUAAUGCUUGUUCACAAUGGAAAGCCUGUGUCUAAAUUCAAUGGUACCGAGUACACUGUCGACACGUUUACUAAAUUCAUUAAAUAUUUAACAAAUCUUGAACCGACUGAGGCUGUGUACGUCACAUCUGCGGAUUUUGCGGGACCUGUGCCGAGUACACCGUCUAAUGAGACUGAUUACUGUCUGUUAUUAUCAUGGGCGUUUAUAGCUGCGUGUUCAUUGUAUUUUACAUCAAAAAGCCGAUGGUGGCGUCAGUUUGUUGAGUUAGUACAAAAUACUUGGCGGGAAAGUAACGCUCAACACGAGCAUACCGAUUAGAAGGUCAGACCUCUAUAAUUAGCAAUUUGAAUAAUGUAUAACAUUUUGUACAGGUGGAAGAAUUUCGCUUUCGCAGUCAUUUCUUUAUAUUUAGAAAAAUUUCAAAAUAAAAACAAAUUAUU